AUGAACUGUUUCCUGCAGAAUAUCACUAUCCAUAGUUUCGAUGCUUGCCAUGCAGUACAGCACUACAUGUUGCUUGAAGACACUAAAAAGGCAGAGUUUGAGAGAGAUUUUUCAGGACACAUCAUGGCUGUUACAGAUGCAGUGAGUGGAUGUAGAGGCUUCGUACUCAAUGUUACAUAGAGAUUUAAAGAGUGGAUGUGAGGACUGAAUGUGGUUGGUUGGUUGCUGUGAGUGGAUGUGAGGACAGGAUGUGGUGGGUUGAUGUGAGUGGAUGUGAGGACUGAAUGUGGUGGGUUGAUGUGAGGACUGGAUGUGGUGGGUAGAUGUCAGUGGAUGUGAGGACUGGAUGUGGUGGGUAGAUGUCAGUGGAUGUGAGGACUGGAUGUGGUGGGUAGAUGUGAGUGGAUGUGAGGACUGAAUGUGGUGGGUAGAUGUGAGUGGAUGUGGUGGGUUGAUGUGAGUGGAUGUGGUGGGUUGAUGUCAGUGGAUGUGAGUUUGAUGUGGUUUGAUGUGGGUGACUAGUUUUGAUGAGAAGAUGUGGUGGCUGACUGGUUAAUAGAUGUGGAUAACUUGAUGUAGAUGUGGUGUCUGCAAGGUGACUAGAUGAGUUGACUGGAUGUCAUAGAUUGGACAAAUUGUUAGGUUGUUGGUAUGUUUUUGAUGAAUUAGAAAGCUGUGGUUCUAAACUUGUCUGUGUUUGAAACAAACUCUCUCCAUUGCAGAUCACUGUUGAUUAUCCUGCCAGAUCAGAAUCCAUGUUCUACAAUGUUUUGGGUAAAUUAAAAAAUAUCACACCUGAAUCAUCUAUCAGUGAGGAUAUCCUUGUCCAGAUGUUCUUGUCCAACACGAUGACCUCAGAACAGAUCAUCAGCACUUUACCUGAAAGACAGGCCAGCAUUGCUUCAUACCUAUAUGCCAGGAUGGCCAGACCGUUUAAUAUAAAUCAUGUCAUGCCAAAUCUUGUAUGUAGUAUUUUUAAUAAAUGAUCCCCUCUUUGUCUUAAUGUCAUCUAAAAUAGUUUGAGAAUGUCAUGAAAAUAAAUCAUUUGGAAAAUAUAGAAAUUAAUAACUUGAGGGUCUACCUCAGGGUUGCUAACCGUCUUCUGUCCUAUCUCACUGUUGCUAACCCUCUGGUCUACCUCAAGGUUGAUACCUUCUUCUGGUCUACCUCAGGGUUGCUAACAUUCUGGUCUACCUCAGGGUUGCUAACAUUCUGGUCUACCACAGGGUUGCUAACCCUCUGGCUACUUCAGGGUUGCUAACCCUCUGGCUACUUCAGGGAUGCUAACCCUCUGGCUCCCUCAGGGAUGCUGACCAUAUGGUCUAAAUCAGGGCUGCUAACCAUCUGGUCUAUCUCAGGGCUGCUUACCAUCUGGUCUACCUCAGGGUUGCUAACCAUCUGGUCUACCUCAGGGUUGCUAACCAUCAGGGUUGCUAACCAUCUGGUCUACCUCAGAGCUGCUAACCAUCAGGGUUGCUAACCAUCAGGGUUGCUAACCAUCAGGGUUGCUAACCAUCAGGGUUGCUAACCAUCUGGUCUACCUCAGAGCUGCUAACCAUCAGGGUUGCUAACCAUCAGGGUUGCUAACCAUCAGGGUUGCUAACCAUCUGGUCUACCUCAGAGUUGCUAACCAUUUGGUCUACCUCAGAGUUGCUAACCACCUGGUCUACCAUCAGGGUUGCUAACCAUCUGGUCUACCAUCAGGGUUGCUAACCAUCAGGGUUGCUAACCAUCAGGGUUGCUAACCAUCUGGUCUACCUCAGAGUUGCUAACCAUCUGGUCUACCUCAGAGUUGCUAACCAUUUGGUCUACCUCAGAGUUGCUAACCAUCUGGUCUACCAUCAGGGUUGCUAACCAUCUGGUCUACCACAGAGUUGCUAACCAUCUGGUCUACCUCAGAGUUGCUAACCAUCUGGUCUACCUCAGAGUUGCUAACCAUUUGGUCUACCUCAGAUUUGCUAACCAUCUGGUCUACCUCAGAGUUGCUAACCAUCUGGUCUACCUCAGAGUUGCUAACCAUCUGGUCUACCUCAGAGUUGCUAACCAUCUGGUCUACCUCAGAGUUGCUAACCAUUUGGUCUACCAUCAGGGUUGCUAACCAUCGAGUCUACCAUCAGGGUUGCUAACCAUCUGGUCUACCUCAGAGUUGCUAACCAUCUGGUCUACCUCAGAGUUGCUAACCAUCUGGUCUACCUCAGAGUUGCUAACCAUUUGGCUACCUCAGAGUUGCUAACCAUCUGGUCUACCAUCAGGGUUGCUAACCAUCUGGUCUACCUCAGAGUUGCUAACCAUCUGGUCUACCUCAGAGUUGCUAACCAUCCGUGUUUGUGCAGUCUGUACAAAUGUUGUUGUUUUCUGUUUUUUUGUCAGUAAAAGUCUGAUAGAAUUUUAGGAUGUCCAUAAACAAAAGUAAAAUUCUCCUAAAGGCCUUUUAUAGAAAGAUAUAAAUUCUCAGAGUAUUUUUUUUUUUUUAAUUUUUUUUUUUACCCCUUGCUUUAUUUUGACUUGUAUGAUCAAAGAGAAGUCAUUUGCCAGGGAUAUCUUAAUUGUUUGCAAAUCAAUAUUUCAAAUAAAGUUGUACUUAAAGAUUCAUGAGUCACAAAAAAAUGUUUGUAAAAUUUGUGAAAAUUUAAAAUCCGUCAGUAAAUUUAAUUUUCUUGAGCUGGCAACACUGCUGGGUCUAUGUCAAAGACUGUUGCACCAAUGUAUUUAUAUAAUAAAGUUAUUCUGAUGCAAAGUUUUUAUUAUAUUCGCGCAAAAAUCAUGUAAAUGAAAUAUGAAAAUACUAAUUGUUAUAUAUUACUUCGUAAUGAAACAAAACUGUGAUGAAAAUAUGAUGAUCAGAAUAUUUUAUUAAAACUAAUUUUUGAAUCUUUCAGGGCAAUGGUGAAAUCUUAGAUCUUCCCUUGGAUUCAACCCCUGCCACCAGCCAGAGACUCUGGCCUGACCAAAACAUGCAAGAAUCUAGCAGGCAUUCUGGUCGUGACUUUUAUGAAGAGUUGUUUCAGUUAGAUAAGCCCAGUGAAACGGAGACCCCUGUGAUCAAGUAUAUUCCAUGUGACGUUGACAUUGACCUUCUUGGCCUAGAAAGGGGGACAGAC
Lymnaea stagnalis (great pond snail) is the source of this 3101-nucleotide messenger RNA. Lineage: Eukaryota; Metazoa; Mollusca; Gastropoda; Lymnaeidae. The record is from the annotation of a GenBank genome assembly.